Molecule: messenger RNA, 1263 nt
Organism: Caenorhabditis briggsae
Lineage: Eukaryota; Metazoa; Nematoda; Chromadorea; Rhabditida; Rhabditidae
Exons: 10
Coding region: 1-1263 (420 amino acids)
Biological process (GO): transmembrane transport; zinc ion transport
Cellular component (GO): membrane
Molecular function (GO): monoatomic cation transmembrane transporter activity
Source: RefSeq, a predicted model, not a curated record
AUGAUUCCCAUGUCGCUGGUGGUUUCAAAUGUGAACACAGUUUUUCGUCGAAAAAAUCCGACCAUAAUGUUUGCGAUGGUCCGUUGCUUGUCGUCGGAUCCGCCAUCCACGACUUCCCAAGAUGGUAUUCCGAUUUCCAAGAGAAAAAUGAAGAAACUCUUCAAAGUUGCACAGUUAUCGAAAAAGUCCAGAUCAUAUGAGAACGACAAAAUUGAUAAACUCAGUGCGAUGGCAGAAUUUGGCCUGAAAGAAUCGGACCUUGAAGAUCUUCCUAGUCAUAGCAAACCGACAAUCAGUCAUUCGCACCAUCAGAAUAUGAACAAAAAUAGUCACCAACUUUCAUGGAAGUUCGGAACCCUCGAAGCUCAUCGACGACCAUUAGUGGCGAUGAGGAAAGAGUUGACAGAUGCGGAAAGGAUGAGAAUGAGAAUGAGAGUAGAAACAACGAACCAACAUAAAGGGGCAGAUAGAGUUGUUGCCAUCGCUUUCACACUCAAUUUAUGUGAUAUGGCAAUGAAGUUUACCGCUGCAUAUUUGACUGGAUCCAAAUCUCUGUUUGCCGAAGCGAUUCACAGUGCAAUGGACACUUGCAAUCAGUUGAUUCUGCUGCUGGGAAUACGAUAUUCUGCUAAAAAUCCAGACCUACUUUUUCCCUACGGAUACGGUAACAUGCGAUAUGUUACAUCUCUCAUUUCUGGAUGUGGAAUUAUGGCGUUCGGAUGCGGACUGUCGAUGUAUCACGGAAUAAGCGGCCUUCUCCAUCCGGAACCACUCGAACCGUUAACCUAUGCUUACUACGCAUUGUUCAUGUCACUCUGCUUUCAAGGCGCAUCUGCCAUCACUGCAUACCGAGAAGUUUUCGCUAAAGCCAGAAAAGCGAAAAUCAGCUUGUGGAACUAUGUCCGUACAUCUGCUGAUCCUUCUCUCAAUGUUGUACUUUUGGAAGACACUGCUGCAGUCACUGGGGGACGGUCAGUUCAUGAUGUGAAAGCCACUUGUCUGGGUGUAGAGCAGAGUCGAUUUAAAGCGGAACUGGAUUUCGAUGGAAGAAUGAUCACAAGGGCCUACUUGCAAGAAGCUGUGCAUUUACCAGCUCUUCUGAAUGAAGUUAAGCAAAUUGAAAAUGAAGAUGAGCUAGUGGUGUUUAUGGAGAACCACGGUGAAAAAGUGAUCGACCGACUUGGGGAUGAAAUUGAUCGAAUUGAAGGAGAAAUCACCAAAAAGCAUCCAGACAUUAGGCACGUCGAUUUGGAAGCCUUGUAG